AUGGGUCUCUUGCCAUCGUCCUUUUUUGAGGAUAAAAAAUUGGGAACCUCUGACAAUUUGGUUCAUGAGGAUAAUCUUGUUUCCGUCUGCGAUUUCUCCAUGAAAGAGAAGACUAAGGCUCGAAGUCCAACUGUGUCAAUCAAUGACCUAAUAUCAAGUUUAUACAGUCAAGUGGAAGAGAAGAAUGCUGUUAAUCUGUCUGAAAAGUCUCAUGGAUAUGGAUUUGUCUCUGUAAAGGCUGCCAGUGAUUCUAACAUUGUAAAUGGUGAGGAUGAUUCAUGGGAGUUUCAGGGAUCCACAAAUACAAUGACAGAUCCGAGUAUAGCAGCAGGUGGUGAUGAAUUUGACAGUGCUUGGCAGUUUCAAGGUCCAGCACAGCCCGUGAGAGAUUCCACAUCAAGGAAAGGAGAUAAUGGUUCAUGGAAAUCUGAAUAUUAUUCCGUGAAAAAUGAAGUUGGGAAGCGAUACUCUUUUCCAUUAAUUAGUAUAGAGCAUAAGGAUUACCAAGAUGUCUUUCAUAAGCUGAAGACUGAACUAUAUUACAUUGCCCUUAACCAUCAUAAGACUUUAAAGGAAACUUAUGACGUGGCUGUUGAUUCUGAUGAAGUCGCUGAAGUUCAAAAAUGUGACGGUGAAAUUCAGAAACUGCAAAACUUGCUGAACAGUGAUGUUUUGAUCAGUGAAGUCAACCUAGCAAAUCUCCAACCUAGAUUCUCUGGCAUUACUGAACUUUGUAAAGCUCUCCAGGAGCCAAAGUUUCGAGCAAAGAAGGACUGGAAAUUAACUGUUGAACUUCUCAAACACGCCUUGUUGACACUGAAGAUCCUAAACUUGGGUUCACCUGAGAAACAGUCGAAUUACAUUUCAACUUGGGUCUGUAAAGCAGUAAAGACCGUGGAAUGGAGCAGAGAGCAUUACUUGGUACCUCUUGCGAAUCUAUGGGCCAAUCUGAUCAGUCGCGAUCCACCCAUGCUUUCGGGAUACCGUUUUCCUACCGUCUCUUAG
Molecule: messenger RNA, 1005 nt
Organism: Arabis nemorensis
Lineage: Eukaryota; Viridiplantae; Streptophyta; Magnoliopsida; Brassicales; Brassicaceae
Source: the annotation of a GenBank genome assembly